UUUAUGAUAAGAUUCAUAAGCGAAAUGACAAAUCAAGAGCGACCUGGUGUUCAGUCACUUCCAGAUAUCGCUUGUAGCUUUAAGUGUUCGUCUGAAGGUGUUUACGAAAGUGGUGAAGUAUAACUUUCAGGCAGGAUGGCGUUCCUAAUCCCUCCCUUGCUCGAGAUCGCGAGUGCAACUGCUCUGACAGCCUUUGGUUGGAAGGUUGCAGAGGAAAUCCCCAACGCGAUUCGUGCGUUCAAGGACGACGGAGGUGGUCAAGUGCGAGAAUACGACCAGCGCCUCCUCGAUGCAAUGAAAGAGAUAGAGCAGCAGAAGAUAGAGAAUCAGAAAAAACAGGAUGAGCUAAUGAUGGCGAUGAUGAACACGGUGCUAAGACUCCAGGACACAUCCAGGUCGUCUCCAGACCACAAGGAAACGAGGAAACAAAUGGCGAAGGAAAUGAGAAAGAUUAUUGAAGAAAAUAUGCCGAAGAAGAAGGGAAAGGCUUGCUUCAAAGUUCUACAGAAUCGGAUGCAACUCCAGUGCAACGUUUGCAUGGAAAUAUACAACACUAAGGAGCGACUCGUCUUCCCGCACUGUGGCCAUACCUUCUCCCAGGACUGCCUCAAGAAAAUCAGCCGCAAGAAAGUUUUCAAAUGUCCAUUUUGUCGUCAGGAUAAAGAUCGCUUUGAAAACCUGCGCGUAAACCAUGCUAUAAUGAGCUAUUGGAUCCAAACUCACCACAAGACAAUGACGAAGACAACGAACGUGAACACAAGAAAUAUAAGACUAGAAACUGGAAUUGGUCAGACAACGAUGAUGAUGAUGACGACGAUGAUGAUGACGACGAUGAUGAUGACGACGAUGAUGAUUACAAGUACAAGAAACAUAAGACUAGAAACUGGAAUUGGUCAGACAACGAAAGAGAUUCGUAACGGAGAAGAAGACAAUGAAAAAGCUUGAAAAACAAGAUAAUAAUUUGGCCGUUGCAGCCUCAAAACGG
This is a messenger RNA of Penaeus vannamei (Pacific white shrimp), 985 nucleotides long. NCBI's taxonomy places the organism in Eukaryota, Metazoa, Arthropoda, Malacostraca, Decapoda, Penaeidae. The record is from RefSeq and is a predicted model, not a curated record.